AUGACAGCCGUGUUGGACGGAAGGGUGUCCGGCGGGCGUCCGGCCGACCUCCAGAGCCCCUUCCCCGGGACCCCGACCAUGCACCAGGCCGCCCCCCACCCUCCCCCGCACCCCCACCCCCACCGCCCCCCGACCUCGCAGGACUCGCCCACCAGGCCGGAGUCCACGGCCCCCCACUCGGACUUGUACGGCCCGUCGGGGGGCUACGGGACCGGCGCCAAGGCCUUCCCCUACCAGUACCCCGGGCUGGGCGGGCCGGCCGGACACUACCCCGCCAAAGUCUACCCCGAUUUCGGCUAUUCGACCCCCUACCCCCAGUACGGAGCAGGGGGAGGGGGCUACGGCCGGCCCCCGGGACCCUCCUGCCACACAGAGAAAGAGGCGGCGGAGCCGGAGGUGAGGAUGGUGAACGGCAAGCCGAAGAAAGUGCGCAAGCCUCGCACCAUUUAUUCCAGCUUCCAGCUGGCCGCCUUGCAGAGGCGAUUCCAGAAGACCCAGUACCUGGCCCUGCCCGAAAGGGCCGAAUUGGCCGCUUCCCUCGGCCUCACCCAGACCCAGGUGAAAAUCUGGUUCCAGAACAAAAGGUCCAAGAUCAAGAAGAUCAUGAAGAACGGCGAGCUGCCUUCAGAAUACAGCCCCAGCUCCAGCGACCCCAUGACCUGCAACUCUCCGCAAUCCCCCGCCCCGUGGGAGCCCCGGCCGACCCCCCGCACCCUCGCCCACCAGGCCCACGCCCACCCCACGGCGUCCAGUACGUCCCCCGCCGCCUCGGGCUACCUGGACGGUUCGGCGGGCUGGUACCCGGCGCCCGGCAACCUCGGAUCCCACUUACAUCCCCACGGAUCCCCGCAGCAGCUCCUCACCCUCGCCUCGGGGUCGCUCUACUAGCGCGGGGCCACCGCCGGUCCCGCUCGCCCGCCUCCUUCCCCCGACUGUCCGUCCGUCCGUCCGUCGGGGAACCCGGCUGUCCAUCCCAAGAUCCGCCUCCAAACGCGUCUGUCCAGCUCCCCGUCUGUCCGGCUCCAAACCGGUCUGUCCGGCUCCGGACUCGUCUGUCCGGCUCCCCAUCUCUCCGGCUCCGAACCCCUCUGUCCAUCUCUCUAUCCGUCUCCAAACGCGUCUGCCCAGCUCCCCAUCCGUCCAUCUCCAAACGCGUCUGCCCGGCUCCCCAUCCGUCCAUCUCCAAACGCGUCUGCCCGACUCCCCAUCUCUCCGGCUCCAAACCCCCCUGUCCAUCUCUCUAUCCGUCUCCAAACGCGUCUGUCCAUCUCCCCAUCUGUCCAUCUCCAAACCCGUCUGUCCGGCUCCGGACUCGUCUGUCCAGCUUCCCACCUAUCCGGUUCCAACCCGACUUCAAACGCGUCGGUCCACUCCUCAUUUGUCCGGCUCCAAACCCCUCUGUCCAUCUCCUUAUCCGUCUCCAAAUGCGUCUGUCCGUCUCCCGAUCAGUCCGGCUCCAAACGCGUCUGUCCGGCUCCGAACCCCUCUAUCUCCUUAUCCGUCUCCAAACGCGUCUGUCCAUCUCCCCGUCUGUCCGGCUCCAAACCCCUCUGCCCCUCCCCAUCUGUCCAGCUCCAAGCGCCUCCGUCCACCUCCCGAUCCAUCCGGCUCCAAACCCCUCCGUCCAUCUCUUUAUCCGUCCCCAAACCCGUCUGUCCACCUCCCCACCCGUCCUUCUCAAAAUCCUCCCGCCUGGCCAUCCCCAAAACCCGUGUCCGGCUCUCUCUCCCUGUCUUUCCGUCUCCACCUCCAAAACUCUUCCCUCCCGCGCUCUCUCCGUCUCUCGGUCCCUCUGUGGGUUUAAUUUUCUUUAAUCCCUUUCCCCUCCCUACCUCUCUUCACUGGGCUUUUACUCUUUUUACAGAGAGAAUUCAGAGAAGGCGGAGGGUGUGUGUAUGUGUGUUUGUGUAUUCAUUUGUGUUGUUUUUUAAGCUAGGAGAAAGAGUGAGAGAGGAUGAGAGAGAGCGAGCGGUUGCUAUUCAUGGCUCAAGCUCCGUCCCUGUAAAUUAUUUUAUUUCCGAGGAAAGCCCCCCUUCCUCCCUCCCCCCUUUUUCUUUUUUAACCGACGGACUCUUUUGGGCUUAACUGUGGACACUUUCAAAGGUGCCUUGAAAUCUAUGACCUCAACUCUUCCAGAGACUUUUUGCUCCCCGUUAUUUUCACCGUGUAAAUACGUGUAGAUAGAGGAAUUAAACUGUAUAUUCUGGGUAAAUAAAAUUAUUUCGACCAUGAGAGAAAAGCGGCA
This is a messenger RNA of Ornithorhynchus anatinus (platypus), 2245 nucleotides long. RefSeq names its product distal-less homeobox 5 (gene DLX5). Gene Ontology annotation, molecular function: DNA-binding transcription factor activity, RNA polymerase II-specific; RNA polymerase II cis-regulatory region sequence-specific DNA binding. The transcript is spliced from 3 exons. The coding region runs from base 1 to 888 and encodes 295 amino acids. Gene Ontology annotation, biological process: embryo development; cell differentiation; regulation of transcription by RNA polymerase II. The record is from RefSeq and is a predicted model, not a curated record. NCBI's taxonomy places the organism in Eukaryota, Metazoa, Chordata, Mammalia, Monotremata, Ornithorhynchidae.